Molecule: messenger RNA, 3134 nt
Organism: Suillus subalutaceus
Lineage: Eukaryota; Fungi; Basidiomycota; Agaricomycetes; Boletales; Suillaceae
Product: SAICAR synthase-like protein
Exons: 4
Coding region: 384-2729 (781 amino acids)
Biological process (GO): phosphatidylinositol phosphate biosynthetic process; inositol phosphate biosynthetic process
Cellular component (GO): nucleus; cytoplasm
Molecular function (GO): inositol hexakisphosphate kinase activity
Source: RefSeq, a predicted model, not a curated record
GGUUUUGUCGCAGCCUGAGCAUGUUUGCCAGCGAACGUGCGAUAGGACCCGUGGCACCGCAUAUGAUUGCGCUGGGUAGAAAAGUCGGCUCUGACGUUUGGAUUCAGGUUCUUUCAUUCCUACAAGGUACACCGCUUGAAGGUGCUUGAACUUUGUGGCUUAGUCAUCAUUCUGAAGCACGUGUCUCGUCCGUCAUUCAUCAUUCUUCAAAAACGAAGAACCCUCCGUGCAGGUCACACUGGACCAUAACUCACAAACAAAUCUUUGUCCCAGAGCAUAGGGAUUAAUAUCUACAAGUACUUGUCGACAAGUGCUCGUCUUUAUUUCAAAGCUGAUCCCUAGUCGGGCGCAAUCUGCUACAAUCGCCUGGAGGGCUGGAGCGAAUGCCACUGAAUAUGACAUUCGGUACAUCAGAUGAGAGUCUUCCACAUAUCCCUCUACGUCCUUUCCGAAACCAAGUCGGUGGCCACAACGCGAUAUAUAGAUUUACCAAGCGUGCUGUGUGCAAGCCUCUGGUUUCGAGAGAAAAUCAGUUUUAUGAAGCUGUUGAGCGAGAAGCACCCCCAUUACUUGGAUUCAUUCCACGUUAUCUUGGUGUGAUGCUUGUCACUUACCGACGCGUAUCCAAAGGCUCAUUACCAGCCACCAACUCGAGUGUACCUGACACACAUACUCCCCAUCCUCAUUCCGCCCACCCAUCAUCUCCUGACUAUCACACAUCUAAUUCCUACCUUUCUCGUCCCACUCAGGGGUUAACAUCGUAUCCCGCCCAGUUUCUGGAAGAUGAUGAUGUAUCGAGCCAUGAAACAUCCGAUGAAAUGCCCGAAGUGGUGCUUGACCGCAAUCGCCACAUAAUUCCUGAAUGGGUCCUCCAUCUUGACGGGCCGAAACACGAUCGUCCCGUCUCGUUCUCUUACCCGCCGUCUUACCAUAAAUUCCCUGAUGCUCCCAGACAUCUCACGUCCAUGCACGGUGUGAUUGCGUCAACACCUGACCUUAUGCGACCAGAGCCUUCAUCGGUGCAGUGCAGCCCUCUCUUGCGUCAGGCUACCAUUCCUCUCCAAGAGGGGGAGCCGCCUCCCCCUUCCAACUCGCCAGAUUGCUCUUCAGGCAUCCUUCCGACCUCGCCAUUCAUGGACCCUCAUUCAGCUCAUCGUACGUUGGUGCCGGAGGGAAUUCACCCGCAGUCCUUACGUCCUUUCCAUUCCGAGUCGGGGAUCGGGCAGCAACAAGGAACCCCUAGUUGGUUUGGGGGCACAGGGUUAACGAUGGUCAACACAAAGCUCAAGGAUCACGUCUUUAAUACCAUUCUCCGCAGGUUCCAGCGUCGGAAUCGCGCCAAGUGGUCCACGAAGACAGAGGAUGAGGGUGAGAUGGCUGAUCAUGAGGGUCAUCCGAUUUCAUCUGCCCGACGCACUCGCUCACAUCGUCGGAGGCACCCUAUAGGACAAGCGAAGAGGCUGAAAGGAGAGGAAGGAAGUCACCGGUUUUCCUCUGUUCUUCCGCGUGUCCAGAGUGAGUCUGCUAUGGACUCGAUGUAUGCACAAGAAAGUGCCAGCGACAGGGAUUCCGUCACGCUUGAAGAUCAGAACCAACUCGACCUACCUCCCUCCCUUACAAGACAUCGGAGUCGGUCACGAUCUCUCGGAUUUUCUACCCCUGUAACACCUGUUUCCAGUAAACCUCCAUCCACAUUCAACUUUGAUGACUCGAUCACGCGUCAAAACCAUUUCAUUUGCAUGGAAGAUUUGACUGGUCGGUUAAAGCGCUCGUGCGUUCUUGACCUCAAGAUGGGGACACGACAGUAUGGCAUGGACGCGACGCUCGCCAAAAAGAAGAGCCAACGGAAGAAGUGUGACCACACGACGAGCAGACCCCUGGGCGUCCGGGUCUGUGGUAUGCAGGUGUGGAACAACGCCACGCAAGCAUACGUGACCCAAGACAAGUACAGGGGCCGAGACGUAAAAGCUGAAGAGUUUGAGUCGGUGUUGGCAUCUUUCCUGCAAGAUGGGGAACGUCUCCUCGUCUGGCAGAUUCCUAUUCUUCUCCAGAAGCUUUAUACUCUAGCUCGGAUCAUCAAUCGUCUGAAGGGCUUCAGGUUCUAUGGCUGCAGUCUCCUCCUUAUCUAUGACGGAGAUCGUGAGGCGCAAGAAGCAUUCCGAACAUGCAUUCUCGAGCACCCUUCAUCCCGUAGUAAGCGUGGAGAGUCGUUGGAGCGGUCCAGUACACGGUCCAGCGCCAGUGACGAGCGGCCCUUAUUGCGCCGUAUUCAUAGCGAAGACCUGCUCGUCGGUCCAGUUGGCAAGCGUUCCAGCGGCAAGCGAAAGCGCGGCGAAGUUAACGUCCGCAUCGUUGAUUUCGCGCAUACAACUACUGGGCGCGAUUGGCUUCCUUAUCCUCCACCCGCAGAUCGCGAUAUCAUCCAUCAGGUGUCAAGUUCUAAGGGUUACCAAGCUGAAAUGGACGUGGAAACGGGGCUGAUAUAUGCUCGGUUCCCCCCUCACUUUCCCGAAGAGCCUGAUCGCGGGUUCCUGUUCGGGUUGAAGAACCUUACCGAGGCCCUCGAGAACAUCUGGAACGAAGAACGUGUUUGCAGGAUCAAAGCUUCGCGGGAUGAUCCAUCUGCUGACACCCACGAGCUUCCCCCUCUAUCCACUGAUGGCAAAGUAAUCUUUGAUGAAAUCUUCAGCCGCUUAGAUGAUGAAGAUCCCGGCAUGCUCUCCACUUGAUACUCACUAUCAUCUCUCUCCUAUUCCCAGUGACACCUUUUCUCCUUAGCCGAUGUGGUAUCUAUCGCGUUGUAUGUGGGUUUUUCUACCUAUAUUCCGCCACGCCUGGGCGUCCGUAUUUCUAUCCAACUGCCUUCUGUCUGUCUUCCAUCGUCAUCAUCGUCAUCAUCAUCAAUAGACCAAUGCACAUUUGCACUUUACAAUUCAGCGUCGUAUUCUAGCACUGUACCUCACCCUCAUUUGCAUUCAUGUAGCGCCGUGUUCCGAGGUAUAUACUCGCAUACUCAACAUAUUCAAACACGUACAUAUCGAACCCUACGUCAUCGUGUUGGCCAAUAGACUCUGUAAUUGCCUUAGCUUCUUCACCGCAACAAGUUGGGCAGGUGCCAGCUCGCCCGUAUUGUC